AUGCGAUUUGAGAGUACUGUAGAGUCACAGAGACAUUCUCAAUCAAUGUCUGACAAUGAUAACUUUUCUUUAAUUCCUGAACUAAAAACAAAUAGGGAUUUGGAGAGACAUGCAAGUCAAGUCUACCCUUUCACUAACUUUUACAAGUUUCAAGAGCAGCUGUGGCUUGCUUGUAUGGAUUGUGAAGUAGAGGACAAGAAAGAGACAAAAGAGGGACUAGUUAUAACUAUAGCUAAUCAUUCUCGAAAAAAUGGGAAGAUGCGUGAGGUUGUAUAUAACCCUACGAGUCAUGUGGCACACUAUUCAUGCAAAAUGUUCCAGUGGACCAAGAUGGAAGCAAGGAAGUCGAUUUUUAAUGUGCCCAGUAACCUUUUGGAAGGUUGUUCCAAAAUAGAUAAUGAGGAUAAGCUCAUUCCUAAUAAUUGGUUGGAAUUAUUGAACAACAUGAAUUUGGAAGGGUGUUCUGUUGCAGGCGGGAUGUUGUCUAUGGUUUCUGUUUUAGCUCUAGCCGAUGGUGGUGGUGGUAUUGCUGAUGUUGAUGUGGUGUUGGUGUUGCUGAUGUUGAUGUGGUGUUGCUGA
This is a messenger RNA of Spinacia oleracea (spinach), 579 nucleotides long. RefSeq lists its product as uncharacterized. Gene Ontology annotation, biological process: regulation of DNA-templated transcription. The transcript has 3 exons. NCBI's taxonomy places the organism in Eukaryota, Viridiplantae, Streptophyta, Magnoliopsida, Caryophyllales, Amaranthaceae. The coding region runs from base 1 to 579 and encodes 192 amino acids. The record is from RefSeq and is a predicted model, not a curated record.